Molecule: messenger RNA, 3007 nt
Organism: Cervus elaphus (red deer)
Lineage: Eukaryota; Metazoa; Chordata; Mammalia; Artiodactyla; Cervidae
Gene: REEP5
Product: receptor accessory protein 5
Exons: 5
Coding region: 99-668 (189 amino acids)
Source: RefSeq, a predicted model, not a curated record
GCCCCUCGCGCCGGCCCCGCCGCCCGGGCGCAGUCACCCCGCUCUGCGGCCACCGGCUCCAGGAACGGCACCGGGCGGGGCGCGCGACGGUCCCCGCCAUGUCUGCAGCCAUGAGGCAGAGGUUCGACCAGUUCCUUCACCAGAAGAACUGCAUGACUGAUCUCCUGGCCAAGAUCGAGGCCAAGACCGGCGUGAACCGGAGCUUUAUCGCGCUCGGUGUUAUCGGGCUGCUGGCUUUGUACCUGGUGUUCGGUUAUGGAGCCUCUCUCCUCUGCAACCUGAUAGGAUUUGGUUACCCAGCCUACGUCUCAAUUAAAGCCAUAGAAAGCCCCAACAAAGAAGAUGAUACCCAGUGGCUGACCUACUGGGUGGUAUAUGGUGUGUUCAGCAUUGUCGAAUUCUUCUCCGACCUCUUCCUGUCCUGGUUCCCCUUCUACUACAUGCUGAAGUGCGGCUUCCUGCUGUGGUGCAUGGCUCCCAGCCCUGCCAACGGGGCAGACCUGCUCUACAAGCGCGUCAUCCGGCCCUUCUUCCUGAAGCACGAGUCCCAAGUGGACAGUGUGGUGAGUGACCUGAAGGACAGAGCCAAAGAGACUGCAGACGCCAUCUCUAAGGAAGCCAAGAAAGCUGCCGUGAAUUUACUGGGUGAGGAAAAGAAGAGCACCUAAGCCACUGACUGGAUGAAACCUUUCUGGCCUCUCGGUACCUUCCUAUUAGAGCUUGACAUUAUAUUAGGAACUGUGGUAUAUAGUCAUUUUAAUAAUGUUGCCUUGGAAACAUUUUUGAUAUAUUAAAAAAAGGAAUGUGUUGUAAGGUUUUUUGCUUACUUUUACUGUUUAUAUACUUAGGGAGCAUUUACAUUUAAUGCAAUCGGCAGUGUCCAAGUUUUCAGAAAAUAUAUUAUGCCUCUGGGUAGGAAAAGACCUAUGUUACCAUACUGUAGGAAAUAUAAACUUAAAAUUAUAUACCCCACAGGCUUUGUACUUGAGUGGGCUCUCUCUGCAUGCAUUUUCUCUGUACUUACAUUUUAGGAUACUCUUUAAGAGUAAAUGUUUAAAUGUUUUUAACGUAUCUGUGCAUACACACAUGUAGGGAAACAUUACUGUCUGUAGCCUGCAUAUUGCUCACGGGGAGCACCAGCCAAAGGCUGAGGGUUCCAUAGUGUUGGUGUGAUCUGCUGAAUAAUACUUGAGAAAAUUAAUACAAAUGAGCAGUGUUUCAAAGGAACAGUUAAGUGAUAAAUGAGGCAGAAGAGAGGUUGGCCUGGUGGUUUCCUAACAUUGUAGCAGCUGAAUACCAGAACAACUUUGUAAAGCAGUCAGCUAAGUGAUAAAUGGGGAAAGGUACACACACAGCACAGUUCCCAAUUCUGUAGAACUAGUAAUAUUGUCUUGUAGCUUUUUAAAAAAACUGGCUGAUAAGCAUUGUUAUGGAACUCAUCCCUAGUUUCACUUUCAUAGCUGAGUGACAUGUUGGUUUAGUCUUGUUUCUUUUCCAGUCUUUUUAAAAACUUCUACUUUAAGGAACCUCUAGAGACUUGCCCACCUCUAAUUACAUGUACAUUCUUGUUUAUAUCAUUAGCAACUACAUGCUAAUGGUGACACCAGGCUCUAAGAGCAAUUCUCAGAGAAGUACGAUAUACUGCACAGUCUAGUUGGUAGUGGUUAAGACAAACACCUUUACCUUCUUGCCCUGGACUUUAAGGUCAAACAACAGAGGCUUCCCUAGUUCACAAGUCAGAAUCGUUCGUAGUCCAUUUACAUGCUUUCAUCUAUGUGCUUUGUUUUGAUGAUAAACUAUGAGGUUAUAUGCAGUUUAAGUACAAAAUAAAAAGCUAAAAUUAAUGUUACUAGUUUGAUUAGCCAAGUGGCUUAUAAGGACCUUGACAACUUCUCCAUACUAGAGAAUCUAAGCUUUGCACUGACAUACUGCUAGGAUCCUUCUUAGACUAAAUUGACUAAAACAAAAGCAUUACAAAACUAACAACCAGGCCUAUAAAAUAUUUUAAGGCAAAUAAAGAUGAUUAGUUCCCUUUUAGAUAACAAUUAGGUAAAGUCAUAAUGAUGUGUCACAAUGUUAAAAAAAAACGUCAGAGGUAUCAAAAAUAAGGAACAAUAUCACCCCAAUAUAACCAUAUGGAUCAGGGCCUUUUUGGGGAGAGAGGAAUGUGAUGAUGAUAAAGCACCUUAUUAAGCAUAAAAACUUUCAGAAAGCAAACAGCUACUUGUUAUUGGAAGAAAAUCAAGCCUUAGGUUAAAAAGUUUUAGAAGUACCUCUAGGAGUAUUUAGAUCCCUUUCCCUAUAAAUCAAGUAUGCUUUUCUUGGUGGUAAAAGAAUGAAAAUUAGCAACUUCUAGCAUUCAGACUAUAUAAUCAGACUGUUAGUAUACAGAAUAUGUAACUUUUAGUAUACAAAAUAUCAGGCAAGAUGGUGAAGCAUGAAAGUUACUAUUGCUUAUAACUACUUACAGGCUAAUAUCAGUUUAGACAGAAAUUUCUGAAUGCAGAUUUUUUUUUUUUUUUUUAUUACUAUAGGUUUAUCUUGCAGUACAUUCUGUAAGAAGUUUUAGUUACGCUUUUUGGCAGUCAGCAUGUACAUAUUAAUGACAGGAGAAGCUAUGAGCUGAGCAAUUCUUGUCUCAGUUUAGAUUUCCCAAAAAACAUACUGCUGUGGCUAGAGUGUUUGAAAAACUGAUUGAGCCUGUGUUCAGCUGUAAGACAAGUAUUUAUUUGUACCUGAAUGGUAUUUUGGGGACAUGUGAAGGCAAAGAAUUCCUACAAGACAGUUACUGCUGCCCUGGGGAGUCUUCUACCCACAGCCUGAAGAAUAUGAGCAUAACCUUUAGAUAAGUUACCACCUAUCCUGAAGAUGUGAUAUAUUAAAUGGAAAUAGAUGUAAAUAAAAUUUUGUUAUCUCAUUGAGCUUUUAUAGUUCAUUUUCUUUUAUGGGGCUUAAAAGAAAAUGUAAGAAAAAUCUUAAUACAGAUGAAUAAACCUUUAACACUGCU